AUUCUCAUCCUCACUGUGUAUGAGUUUUGAAAUGGAAGUAAUCACAGAUCCAUGUUUUGUUUAGAGCAAGAGGGAGGUAGAUGCUGGGGAAGAUCCACACAACAACUCAUUCCAAAUAACAAGGAAAUCAGAACACGUUACAAAUGCUUAUGAGGCUAAUAUUAGAGUCAGAGUCCUACUUAAUCUCCAACACCCUAUUACCUAUCCCUCUUCUUAAUUUCCUAAACUACAUUCCCAUCACACAUAUCACUUAUUGUUUGUAUUUUAGCUUCCAUGAACACUUUCUUCACCUCUCUUUCGGCACCACCUGUAAGUUUCCUCUCUCUUCUGCUUUACUAUUACUUUUAGCCCUUCUUCAUGCUUAUUAACUAUUCACUUUGAUCCUAAAUGCUAAUCAAGUUUCACUAUAUAUAUAAUCUACACACUUACAAUUUGCAAUUUGAUUAUCCAUGCACCUGCAAUGUAGAGAGUUUGCUUGGUAAGAUUAGAUCUAAUGAUUUAAUUGCGUAUCAUCAACCAGUAGACAAAUAUUUUAUCAUUAGCUGAUCUCCUAAAUCCAAGUUCUAAUGUUUUUAUGCAGUGAAAAUAAUUAUAAUAAUAAACGGAAAGAAAGCAUGACUUCUCAUCCUGCUCCUUAUUAUCAACCAAGAAAUCUCCUAAUAACUGGUGCAGCUGGUUUUAUAGCCUCUCAUGUGACUAACAGACUGAUCAAGAACUAUCCUGGAUACAAGAUUGUUGCUCUUGACAAGCUAGAUUACUGCUCUAACCUCAAGAACCUUGCUCCGUGUAGAUCAUCUCCAAACUUUAAAUUUGUAAAGGGUGAUAUUGCAAGUGCAGAUCUUGUAAACCACCUUUUGAUAGCUGAAGAUAUUGAUACCAUUAUGCACUUUGCUGCCCAAACCCAUGUUGAUAAUUCCUUUGGUAACUCCUUUGAAUUCACUACCAACAAUAUUUAUGGUACUCAUGUACUUCUUGAAGCCUGCAAGGUCACUAAGCGAAUCAGGAGGUUCAUUCAUGUCAGUACUGAUGAAGUUUAUGGUGAAACAGACAUGGAAACCGAUAUUGGCAACCCUGAGGCUUCACAGCUCCUGCCUACAAACCCUUACUCUGCUACAAAAGCUGGGGCUGAAAUGCUUGUCAUGGCUUAUAAUCGAUCAUACGGCCUUCCUACAAUUACAACUAGAGGCAAUAAUGUGUAUGGCCCUAACCAAUUCCCAGAAAAACUUAUUCCAAAAUUCAUUCUCCUUGCUAUGAAAGGCGAGCAGUUGCCGAUCCAUGGUAAUGGCUCAAAUGUGAGAAGCUAUCUACACUGUGAUGAUGUGGCAGAGGCAUUUGAUGUCAUACUUCAUAAAGGGGUCAUCGGCCAUGUGUAUAAUAUUGGUACCAAGAAGGAGAGACGAGUCCUAGAUGUAGCAGAGGACAUAUGCAAGCUGUUUGGAUUGGAUACUGAAAAAGCGAUAAAAUUCGUUCAAGAUAGACCUUUCAAUGAUCAGAGAUAUUUCUUGGAUGAUCAGAAGCUCAAGAAACUUGGGUGGCAAGAAACGACUCCUUGGACAGAAGGGCUAAAGAUGACAAUGGAUUGGUACAUCAAAAAUCCGCAAUGGUGGGGCGAUGUAUCUGCUGCUCUCCAUCCACAUCCUCGCAUCUCAUUAAUAGUUCACGCAAACGACGACGCAUGGUUGUUGGAGAAUGCACGUUUGAGUAAUGAGGACGAGAAUAAUAAAAGCUCAGAACUGAAGUUCUUAAUAUAUGGGAGGACUGGCUGGAUAGGGGGGUUGCUGGGGAAGCUUUGUGAUAAUCAGAGUAUUAAUUUUGAGUAUGGUACAGGAAGAUUACAAGAUAGAAGGUCAAUCAUGGAUGAUGUAAUGAGAGUAAGGCCAACUCAUGUGUUGAAUGCUGCUGGUGUUACAGGGAGGCCUAAUGUUGAUUGGUGUGAAUCACACAAGGUGGAAACUAUUAGGACAAAUGUGGUAGGCACACUAAAUUUAGCUGAUGUUUGCAAAGACAACAACCUAUUGAUGAUAAAUUUUGCAACCGGUUGCAUAUUCGAGUAUGAUAAGGAGCAUCCACAAGGCUCAGGCAUUGGAUUCAAGGAGGAAGACGAGCCAAAUUUUACAGGUUCCUUCUACUCCAAGACUAAGGCCAUGGUUGAAGAUCUGUUGAAAGAAUACGAGAAUGUAUGCACUUUGAGGGUUCGAAUGCCGAUUUCAUCCGAUCUUAGCAAUCCGAGAAACUUCAUCACAAAGAUCAGUCGUUACAGUAAGGUUGUGAACAUACCCAAUAGCAUGACGGUGUUGGAUGAGCUCUUGCCGAUCUCAAUAGAGAUGGCAAAGAGAAAUUGCAGAGGAAUAUGGAACUUCACGAAUCCAGGGGUGAUAAGCCAUAAUGAGAUAUUGGAACUGUACAAAAAAUACAUAGAGCCAGGAUUUAAAUGGGUGAACUUCAAUUUGGAGGAGCAAGCAAAGGUGAUAGUGGCAGCAAGGAGUAACAAUGAGCUUGAUGCUGCAAAGUUGAAGAAAGAGUUUCCAGAUAUGUUGUCUAUUAAAGAUUCCAUCAUUAAGUAUGUUUUCGAGCCCAACAAGAAGACAUAAUUUGCGGUUCUUGUAAUUUUUCUGGAGAUGGAAAAAGAAAAAACUGUAUUUACCAUUUUUUUAGAAUUAUUAAUUGUUCCAUUUAUGUAAUUUUUUAUUAGUUCACUGUUUUGCAUUUUAUUUGUCUGCAUGCAUC
Manihot esculenta (cassava) is the source of this 2727-nucleotide messenger RNA. RefSeq names its product trifunctional UDP-glucose 4,6-dehydratase/UDP-4-keto-6-deoxy-D-glucose 3,5-epimerase/UDP-4-keto-L-rhamnose-reductase RHM2. The record is from RefSeq and is a predicted model, not a curated record. Gene Ontology annotation, biological process: nucleotide-sugar metabolic process. The transcript has 2 exons. Lineage: Eukaryota; Viridiplantae; Streptophyta; Magnoliopsida; Malpighiales; Euphorbiaceae. Gene Ontology annotation, molecular function: dTDP-glucose 4,6-dehydratase activity. Bases 567 to 2591 code for a protein of 674 amino acids.